GGUUGAUUGAUGAAGGAAAAUUGAUGGAUGCUCUUGCCAUUUCUGAUCGUUUCUUGCAAAUUGGAGCCUCAGAUCGGUUGCUUCAGUUACUAGUUGAACGCGGAGAGGAAAAUAUAUUGUCCGGACAGUCUCAAGGUUACUCUGGCAACCAUAAUUGGAGCCAUAGCUGGCAGUACUGUCUGCGUUUGAAGGAUAAACAACUGGCAGCUAGACUUGCACUCAAAUAUUUGCAUAGAUGGGAACUGGAUGCUGCUUUGGAUGUUCUCACUAUGUGCAGCUGCCACUUGCUUGGAAAUGAUCCUAUUAAAGAUAAUGUUGUUCAGAUGAGACAAGCUCUCCAGAGGUACAGCCAUAUAUUAAGUGCAGAUAACCGCUUCCACAGCUGGCUAGAGGUGGAGUCCGAGUGUAAAGAAGAUCCUGAGGGUCUUGCCCUUAGACUAGCUGAGAAGGGAGCUGUUUCUGCUGCUUUAGAAGUGGCUGAAAGUGAAGGGCUAUCUAUUGAACUGCGCAGAGAGCUGCAGGGGCGUCAACUUGUGAAGCUUCUAACAGCAGAUCCUUUAAACGGUGGAGGCCCUGCAGAAGCUUCACGUUUUCUUUCUUCUUUACGUGACACUGCAGAUGCUUUACCUGUUGCAAUGAGUGCAAUGCAGCUUUUGCCCAACCUACGAUCAAAACAGCUUCUUGUUCACUUUUUCCUGAAAAGAAGGGAUAAUAAUUUAUCAGAGUCGGAAGUUUCCAGGCUCAACUCCUGGGCUUUAGGGUUACGUGUUCUGGCUGCUUUGCCAUUACCAUUGCAGCAAAAAUGCUCUCCCCUACACGAGCACCCUCAUUUGAUUCUAGAAGUUUUGCUGAUGAGAAAACAACUUCAAUCUGCAUCUCUGAUACUUAAGGAAUUCCCUUCCUUGAGAGACAACAAUAUGAUUCUUAUAUAUGCUGCCAAAGCUAUCGCUGUCAGCAUUAGUUCUCCUUCCAGGGAUCCGAGGAUUUCAAUUUUGACUCCAAGAGCAAGACAGAAGACAAAAAUGGGAACACCUACAAGGUCAUCAUUCACUAGUAGCCUUAGUAAUUUUCAAAAAGAGGCCCGCAGAGCAUUUUCUUGGGUCCAAACUGGAGACAAAGGUGCAUCAAAGGAUACACAUAGGAAGAGAAAGAGCUCUGGUGUAAUGCAAUCUGAGAGAGUGGCGUGGGAGCCAACUACUUCCAUUCAGGAAGACCGUGUUACAUUAUUUUCUGCAGAUGGGCAAGAACGGCUGCCUGCUGUUGCUAUUGCUGAGAUGUGGAUGCUCACAGGUGACCCCAAGAAGGAUGAAGCUGUCCGUUCAUCGCAUCGAUAUGAAAGUAUCCCGGAUAUUACUCUUUUCAAGGCACUGCUUUCAAUGUGUUCGGAUGAGAGUGCAUCUGCCAAAGGUGCUUUGGACUUGUGUGUUGGCCAGAUGAAAAGUGUAUUAAGCUCCCUACAGUUACCUGAGAAUGCAACAAUGGAAACUAUUGGCCGAGCAUAUCAUGCCACAGAAACUUUUGUUCAGGGCCUGCUUUUCGCAAAAUCCCUCCUUAGAAAGCUUUCUGGGGGCACUGACUUGUCAAGUAGUUCAGAAAGAAGUAAGGAUGCUGAUGAUGCAUCUUCUGAUGCUGCAAGCUCUAGUGUGGGUAGUCAGUCGACUGAUGAGCUGUCUGAAGUACUGGCACAAGCUGAGACGUGGCUAGGACGUGCUGAAUUGCUGCAAAGUCUUUUGGGUUCCGGAAUAGCUGCGUCACUGGAUGAUAUUGCUGAUAAAGAGUCAUCUGAGCGACUUCGGAAUAGAUUAACUCUAGAUGAAAGAUACAGCAUGGCUGUCUACACUUGCAAGAAGUGUAAGAUUGAUGUUUUUCCUGUGUGGAAUGCAUGGGGUCAUGCUCUGAUUAGGAUGGAGCGCUAUGCACAAGCUCGUGUGAAAUUUAAGCAAGCACUUCAAUUGUACAAGGGUGAUGCUGCAACUGUUAUAAUGGAGAUAAUUGGCACCAUUGAAGGAGGUCCACCGGUAGAUGUUUCAUCUGUUCGGUCCAUGUAUGAGCAUUUGGCUCGAAGUGCACCAGCCAUUUUAGAUGAUUCUCUCUCUGCUGAUUCCUAUCUCAAUGUCUUAUACAUGCCAUCCACUUUUCCUCGGUCAGAGAGAUCCAGGAGAUCUCAAGAAGCCUUGAAUGACAGUUCUUCCAACAAUACACACUUCGAAGAUGGACCCAAGAGCAACUUGGACAGUGUUAGAUAUCUUGAAUGCAUCAAUUAUUUUCAAGAAGUAAGUCUCUUUUUACCUAGAACAGGUACACUUUGGGAUUACUCUACUUUUUUUCCAAGAUCCUCUACCCAAUUGUUAUCUCGAUAAGCAUGCUUGAAGCAUCUGUAUCAGUGUUAUAUCAGAGUAUUAGUUGUAGCAAAUUGAUCUUUGGUUA
Nicotiana tabacum (common tobacco) is the source of this 2427-nucleotide messenger RNA. The record is from RefSeq and is a predicted model, not a curated record. Lineage: Eukaryota; Viridiplantae; Streptophyta; Magnoliopsida; Solanales; Solanaceae.